AUGGAUCGGAUCACCCCGGACCGAUUUAAACCCCGGGCUCUUCGGACAAAUGCAUCUAUAUCCGAUCCAAAUUUUGAAGGCUGAAUUACGAACCAACGUCCAUCCACGAAUACACCUCAGUAUCUGAUGGCUCACCGUCGUCUUUUAUCUCCACUUCACCCCACACUUCGCUCGCAGAUGGCUAAUACUUUUUGAAUCCGUCUUGACACCCAAAGCAAAUUUGCUGACCGCGUGAGCGUGAGAUCCACGCCCCAUCCACACUCGGCUCCGCCGUUACUCCGCACCGCAUCUUCCAACGGUCCUCCUCCUUGGGCUCUAACAUACGGCACCUUCUAAGCCUCUCCUCCAGUGUACAAAGGAUUGAAGAAAUGGCUGGUGGUGCCGCUGGGGGUUUUUUAAGUCGAGCAUUCGAGUCUAUGGUCAAAGAAUGUUCAGGAAAAAAAUAUCCAGACCUUCAUAAAGCUAUUCAGACUUAUUUAGAUCACGCGAAAGAGGUCAAUCAGACGCAGCAUCCUGAUUCCACUGACACAAAUCAAGCAGUAUCCUUGCCUGGAGAUGGCAGUUCCCUUGAAACCGAUGGUGGAGCUGAAAAGACUGGAACAGAACCUGGUCGCCCACAUACUGCAGAGGAGUUAGAGCCUGUGGGCAGAACUGGAACUAUUACCACUGUCUUAUCUAGAGCUGGGAACUCCCUUGAAGGAGCUCAGGCAGAACUUGUUCUGAAUCCACUUCGACUUGCAUUUGAGACUAAGAACUUGAAAAUCAUAGAACCUGCUUUGGAUUGUCUUCAUAAACUCAUUGCAUAUGAUCAUUUAGAGGGUGAUCCUGGUUUAGACGGUGGUAGAAAUGCCCCACUGUUUACAGACAUUCUGAACAUGAUUUGCGGUUGUUUUGACAAUUCGUCGUCUGAUAGCACCAUUUUGCAAGUGUUGAAGGUACUUCUUACUGCUGUGGCAUCCUCAAAGUUUAGAGUACAUGGGGAACCUCUGCUGGGUGUUAUCAGAGUAUGCUACAAUAUUGCUCUUAACAGCAAGAGUCCUGUGAACCAAGCAACAUCAAAGGCAAUGUUGACACAGAUGAUGAGCAUCAUAUUCAGGAGAAUGGAAACUGACCCGAUCUGCUCUUCAGCUGGUUCUGCUGGAGAAUCAGAGGCUGUUACAGUGGAGAAUUCAAACACAAAGGUUGAUGAAGCAUCCUUGGCAGACCAAGAUGAGAAAGGAAUGACUUUAGGAGAGGCACUGAACCAGGUCAAAGGGUCCUCUCUUGCGUCUGUCGAGGAACUCCCCAAUCUAACAGGCAGUGUUGAUAUCAAGAGUUUAGAAGCAGUCCUUGACAAAGCUGUGCAUCUUGAAGAUGGUAAAACAAUAACAAGAGGGAUUGACCUGGAGAGCAUGAACGUAGUACAACGUGAUGCUUUAUUGGUAUUCCGCACCCUUUGCAAGAUGGGAAUGAAGGAAGACAAUGAUGAUGUUACAACAAAGACAAGAAUCUUGUCUCUUGAGCUUCUACAGGGUUUAUUGGAAGGAGUUAGCUAUUCUUUCACAAAGAACUUCCAUUUUAUUGACUCAGUGAAAGCAUAUCUUUCAUAUGCUUUGUUGCAUGCUUCUGUUUCACAAUCCCCUGUGAUAUUUCAGUAUGCAACUGGAAUUUUCUCAGUGCUUUUGUUGAGAUUCAGGGAAAGUCUUAAAGUAUGCAAUUCAAUAUUAUCUUGCUCGAUUAUUUCAGCAACUUCUUUUGUUGGUGAGAGUAUUUGCUUUGAUAUUCCUCUUUUUUUAAUCUGUACCAACUUUUAUUGUCAGGGUGAAAUUGGCGUCUUGUUUCCCCUAAUAGUUAUAAGAACAUUGGACGGAUUGGAAUCUCCAGUUAACCAAAAACUAAGUGUGCUUAGGAUGCUUGAGAAAAUAUGCAAGGAUCCUCAAAUGCUUGUUGACAUAUUUGUGAACUAUGAUUGUGAUCUUGAGGCACCAAACUUAUUUGAACGCAUGGUUACUACGCUAUCAAAAAUAGCUCAAGGAACUCAAAAUGCUGAUCCAAAUUCAGUUGCCGUGUCACAGACAUCUGUAAAAGGAUCGUCGCUUCAGUGCCUUGUGAGUGUACUUAAAUCACUGGUUGAAUGGGAGAAGCUGUAUAGAGAAUCAGAAAAGCAGAUUAACGAGACCCAGUCUCCGGAAGAAAAGUUUUCUGUUAAAGAAUCUCUUGAGAUUAAAAGCAAGGAUGUUAUCACCAGUAACUUUGAGAAGGCAAAAGCUCACAAAUCUACAAUGGAAGCUGCUAUCUCUGAGUUUAACAGGCAACCAGGAAAGGGCAUAGAGUAUCUGAUAUCAAAUAAGUUGUUGGAGAAUACACCUGCUUCGAUUGCCCAAUUUCUGAGAAGCACUCACAGCUUGGACAAGGCAAUGAUUGGUGAUUAUUUGGGUCAGCAUGAAGAGUUUCCUCUUGCUGUGAUGCAUGCUUAUGUAGAUUCCAUGAAGUUUACAGGAAUGAAGUUUGAUAAGGCAAUCCGUGAAUUUCUUAAAGGAUUCCGUCUUCCAGGGGAAGCUCAAAAGAUUGAUCGCAUUAUGGAAAAAUUUGCAGAAAGGUAUUGUGCAGAUAAUCCCGGUCUUUUCAAAAAUGCAGAUACUGCAUAUGUUCUUGCAUAUGCUGUCAUAAUGCUGAAUACGGAUGCUCAUAAUCCAAUGGUGUGGCCUAAAAUGUCCAAGAUGGAUUUUAUACGCAUGAAUGCCAUGAAUGAUGCAGAAGAAUGUGCCCCUACAGAACUUCUAGAAGAGAUCUAUAAUUCUAUUGUUAAACAGGAGAUAAAAAUGAAAGAUGACUCAGUCGGUAUUGAAAAAAGCAGCAGACAGAGGCCAGAAGGUGAAGAGAGAAUCCGCCUUGUCAGCAUUCUUAAUCUGGCCCUCCCAAGAAGAAAGUCAUUGACAGAUGCAAAGUCUGAGAGUGAAGCUAUUAUUAAGCAAACGCAGGCCAUAUUCCGGAGUCAAGGAGCAAGAAGGGGAGUUUUCCACACUUCACAGCAGAUUGAACUUGUAAGGCCCAUGGUUGAUGCUGUAGGAUGGCCUUUGCUUGCUACUUUCUCCGUUACUAUGGAGGAAGGAGAGAAUAAGCCGAGGGUGAUUCUCUGUAUGGAGGGAUUUAAAGCUGGAAUACAUAUCACACGUGUUCUUGGGAUGGAUACCAUGCGCUAUGCUUUCUUAACAUCUCUGGUCAGAUUUACUUUCUUGCAUGCCCCAAAGGAAAUGCGCAGUAAAAAUGUGGAAGCAUUGCGAACAUUGUUGGCACUUUGUGACUCAGAGACUGACUCCCUUCAAGACACAUGGAAUGCAGUUUUGGAAUGUGUUUCUCGACUUGAAUUUAUCACAUCAACUCCUGGUAUUGCUGCUACUGUCAUGCAUGGAUCAAAUCAGAUCUCAAAAGACUCUCUCCUUCAAUCCCUACGAGAAUUGGCUGGCAAACCUGCUGAACAAGUAUUUGUGAAUAGUGUUAAACUGCCCAGUGAUUCUGUCGUGGAGUUCUUCACUGCUCUCUGUGGUGUAUCAGCUGAAGAACUAAAACAAAGUCCAGCUCGAGUUUUCAGCUUGCAAAAACUUGUGGAGAUCAGCUACUACAAUAUGGCUCGUAUACGCAUGGUCUGGGCUAGAAUAUGGUCUGUUUUAGCAAAUCACUUUAUUUCAGCUGGGAGCCAUCAUGAUGAGAAAAUUGCUAUGUAUGCCAUAGACUCUUUAAGGCAACUUGGUAUGAAGUAUUUGGAGCGUGCUGAACUUGCCAAUUUCACUUUCCAGAACGAUAUUUUGAAACCAUUUGUUGUCCUUAUGCGAAAUACUCGAAGUGAGUCCAUAAGAAGCCUAAUCGUUGACUGCAUUGUUCAAAUGAUAAAGUCUAAAGUUGGCAGCAUAAAGUCCGGAUGGCGAAGUGUUUUUAUGAUUUUCACAGCUGCUGCAGAUGAUGAAUUGGAAUCAAUUCUUGAAAGAGCAUUUGAAAAUGUUGAACAGGUUAUCUUGGAACACUUUGAUCAAGUAGUUGGAGAUUGUUUUAUGGACUGCGUCAACUGUCUUAUCAGGUUUGCCAAUAAUAAAAGUUCACACCGUAUAAGCUUGAAGGCUAUUGCACUCCUACGUAUAUGUGAGGAUCGUCUGGCAGAGGGCCUCAUACCUGGAGGUGCACUAAAACCCAUUGGCGGUAAUGUGGAUGCAACCUUCGAUGUGACUGAGCAUUAUUGGUUCCCUAUGCUGGCUGGAUUAUCUGAUCUCACAUCAGACCCAAGGCCAGAGGUCAGAAGCUGCGCACUAGAAGUUUUGUUUGAUUUACUGAACGAGAGAGGGAGCAAAUUCUCUUCAUCAUUUUGGGAGAGCAUCUUCCAUCAAGUCUUGUUUCCGAUUUUUGAUCAUGUAAGACAUGCUGGAAAGGAAAGCUUGAUUUAUUCUGAUGAUGAGUCACUUCGUGAAACCAGCAUCCACUCACUUCAAUUGCUGUGCAACCUUUUCAACAUUUUCUACAAGGAGGUAUGUUUUAUGCUUCCACCAUUAUUGAGUUUGCUGUUGGAUUGCGCCAAACAGACCGACCAAUCGGUGGUUUCAAUAUCUCUGGGUGCACUGGUGCAUCUUAUAGAAGUUGGAGGACACCAAUUUAGUGAAAGUGACUGGGAUAUGCUGCUGAAAAGCAUAAGAGAUGCUUCAUACACAACACAACCACUUGAGCUGCUCAAUGCUUUAGGUUUUGAUAGUGCUUCCUUGAAGUCUUUUGACAACGAGGAAGUGGAUGGCCAUCAUUUUGAUGUCAGGGAUAAUGGAAAGGAGUCUCUGUUGCCAUCCCUAAGUAAUGGUCCUGAUGGCACUGCAAGGAACCCUAAUGUAGCAGUCCCCCUAGAUCACUAUCAAGAAUCAGGUUCACAAGUUAAUGUGGAAGGAUCUGAAGGGCUUCCAUCACCUUCGAGAAGAGCUUUGAAAACUGCUGAUGGAGGCCUCCAACGGAGUCAGACAAUUGGCCAAAGGAUUAUGGGAAAUAUGAUGGACAAUCUCUUUCUCAGAAAUCUUACUUCUAAAUCUAAAGGCCCUGCUUCAGAUGCUUCCAUGCCAUCUUCUCCAGUCCAGGUCCCUGACGCCAUGGAGUCCGAUGUUAAAGAUGAGGUAGAAAGUCCACUGUUGGGAACUGUGCGAGGAAAGUGCAUCACUCAAUUACUGCUGCUUGGAGCAAUUGAUAGUAUCCAGAAGAAAUACUGGAGCAAGUUGAAAGCACCACAAAAGAUUGUUAUAAUGGACAUAUUGCUACCUUUGUUGGAGUUUGCUGCUUCUUAUAAUUCAUAUACCAACCUCAGAACGCGGAUGCACCAAAAUAACAUUUGGCCACCUUUGAAUCUUCUGCGCCAGGAAUUAGCAGGAACUUGCAUAUAUCUGGACAUCUUACAGAAAGCAACUUCAGGAGAUUAUAUGGAUGAAGAGAGAUAUCCUAAUAGUCCUGUGGAUGUUGAUACUGCUUCAACUGACAAAUCUAGUACAGAAGAAAAACUUGCAAGAGUAGCUGAGGAGAAAUUGGUGUCUUUCUGUGAACAGGUACUCAGGGAGGCAUCUGAUCUGCAGUCCAGUGUUGGGGAAACUACUAAUAUGGACAUUCAUUGUGUGUUGGAGUUACGUUCUCCAAUUAUUGUUAAGGUGAUUAAAGGCAUGUGCUUUAUGAACAGUCAGUUAUUUCAAAGACACGUGCGAGACUUCUAUCCUUUGCUUACAAAACUUGUAUGCUGUGACCAGAUGGAUGUUCGUGGAGCUCUUGGUGAUCUUUUCAGGGCACAAUUGAAAGCUCUCCUGUCAUAGUUUUGUUUCAGCCACUAUCAAGUUCUUUUUUGAAAUGAUUCUUGGUCAUUGCAAAUAAGAAGGCAGAUCGUCUCAUUGUUCAGCUGACAUUUUUCCCUAUAUUGAAAACUUGAUAUGCUCCUACAAAGAUUUUAUUUCCUCUCGCUGUGUUUUGGUGAAAAGAGGGAAACAAAUUAUAUUUCCUUCUUAAUGAAGGCUUUGCUGUUUGUAGUUGUACCCUAUUGCUGAUCCUAGAAACAUCAGUAAAAAAGUUGUACUCUGAGCCUGAGGGAUUUCUCGAUUUGUUUAGUUAUUAAAUUUUUUUAAGUAA
Molecule: messenger RNA, 6111 nt
Organism: Carya illinoinensis
Lineage: Eukaryota; Viridiplantae; Streptophyta; Magnoliopsida; Fagales; Juglandaceae
Product: brefeldin A-inhibited guanine nucleotide-exchange protein 5
Exons: 32
Coding region: 369-5801 (1810 amino acids)
Biological process (GO): regulation of ARF protein signal transduction
Cellular component (GO): trans-Golgi network
Molecular function (GO): guanyl-nucleotide exchange factor activity
Source: RefSeq, a predicted model, not a curated record